Penicillium griseofulvum is the source of this 831-nucleotide messenger RNA. RefSeq names its product DUF1769 domain-containing protein. The record is from RefSeq and is a predicted model, not a curated record. Bases 1 to 831 code for a protein of 276 amino acids. The transcript has 3 exons. NCBI's taxonomy places the organism in Eukaryota, Fungi, Ascomycota, Eurotiomycetes, Eurotiales, Aspergillaceae.
AUGGUUACCCAAGACACCACAAACCCGUACCGCUUGAAGGUAACGGCAGGGACAGACUACGACCCCAAAACUCAUCAUCAAGUGGUACCUGUAAAUGGCAAGACAGUCCGAAUUGAGAACGAACACGCUAUUGUGAGCCUCUGCGUACGCAUCAAAGAUUACACCGAGCCAGUGAACGGCAACAAUCUGUUCUUUGGCAAUGAUUUUGAUCACCCAAUCCGCGACUUCCUACCUCCAGGAUUCAACGCAGCACUACGGAUAGUCAAGUGGACGCUUGACCCAAGUCUAGAUGGCGAUGUCUACUCUGACGAGCCAUACCUGUACAGCCCGGCAUUGGCAUCAUGGGACCAGUUCCGCAUUGGAGAUAAGAUGCGGAAAACAGACGACGUGCCAGAGCUCCAUGAUGAGAUUAUUGAAGAAGGUUCUUAUAGCGAAGAUGCUGCCAAUGUGCGUCAGCAAUUUAAUAUCCCCGAUACAGUUGAGGGACGCAGAAAGCAUUUCCAGUAUGAGGCGAAUAGGAAGGAGUUCGACUUUGAGCCUGGGAGGAUGUAUGUUGCUGAUUUUGGAAAUCCUUAUUUGGCAUUCAAUGAUUUCUCGGUCCGUCUUCCUGGGUUCACUCUACCUAUCAUGAAGUACAUCGAUGAGAAGAACCAUGAGCUGCGGUAUACGCUCAAGGAUGUUUCAACUGGACGAGUGUAUCUUGCUAUAGUGUUCUCGGUGGUCCUACACGAUCCGGAAGACAAGGAAGAUCAUAGCAAAACUGAGCAACGUGAUGACAGUCUAGGGAAGUUUGACUGGGAGGCGGAACCGUCAUCUGGCGAUGUUGAGUGA